AUGAAAAAGCUAGGAGUAAACACAAAAGCAGGUGCCAAUUUAAGCUGCCUAAAAGAAAACGAUAACAUUUUUAAAAAGCCAAUAGAAUUUAACAAAAAUUUAAGAAGGCUAACCUUUUUAAAGAACAAGAAUACUGAAAUUGGUAGCAACGAAAAUUCAAAUAAGUGUGACAAAACAAAAGUGAAAGAAAUAAAUGAUGUUUUUAAAAAUUGUAUGGUAGCAUUAUCACAUAAUAAAAUAUGCACAAGAAAUGCAUUUGACAUAAGAAUUAUAGACCAUUUAGAAGAUUUAGUAAAUUUAAAUGAUGAAGAAAUACAUGAAGAUUUAAAUGAUGAACUAUUGGAAAACGGUGAUUUUAAUUUGUCUUUUACAAGAGCAUCGAAAGCCAUUGAAGGAGCAACAAAAGUUUAUGGUUAUAGGGUAGAAGCAAUAUAUGAUCAAACAUACAAUUUUUUAACGAAUAUGAGUAUUGCAAAACAGAAUGAUGUAAAUGAAGAAUUAAUAGAUGAUAAAAAAACUAUAAAUGAGCUUUCACACAAAAAAAUGAAAAAAAGGAAAUUAGAAUUUUUUCAAGAGUCUUCAACGUUAGCUAAACCAUCUGAUAUAACUAUAGACUCAUUAGCUGUCUCAAAUAUAUCCGUUGACACGUUUUUUUUAAAAUUAAAUAGUACAUAUGAUCAUUCUUCAGGUCAUGGUUACUUACUUCCUAAUUUAACACUAAAUAAUGAUUUGUCAAUACAAUUUGAUGGUGAUAUAGAUACAUUUGAAUAUAAAAAACGAAAAAGAAUAGAAGAGAAAAAUGCAAAAGAAGAACAUACGAACGAAGAUGAAGUAUCCAACAAUACAGAAAGUAACUUAUCUCUCAUUAAGCAAAAGAGAGCUGUAUGGGAUAAUAACAACAAUGAUGAGAAUAAUCUAAUGAUAAAGAAUUACAAGAAAGACUUAUAUUUGAAUUCAAACAUAUUGAGGGAUAUUCUUUUUGGUCCAGGAAGUGAAGACUUUAACUGUUUAAAUAUAUGCCCCGAGUUAGAAUAUUUUAAGGAAGAAAUAAAAAAACAUAAACCAAAAAGAUCAAAUUCGAAGGAAUUAGAAGAAUGGGAUGAUGGAGAUUAUUAUAACGUAAAUGAGGAAAGUACGAGUAUUGAAAAGACUGAUGAUUUUAGAGUUGAAAAUUUAAAAAUGGGUUUAAGUUUGGAUGAACAUAUGACUGUGGAUAAUCUUUAUGAUGGCAGUGAUUAUAAUAAUAAUGGAAAUUUAGGAGAGAGUGGACUUCUGAACAGCAGCUUUAAUAAUAAUAACAAUAAUAAUUCAGUUUUUAAUGAUUACAAAAUCGAAGAUUUGAACAUAGAGAAUGUGAUGCAGGAAUCUUUAGCUUUUGAUAAUAUGAAUUUAAACGAUUCAAUGGGAAAUCAUUUUAAUUUUUCUCAAAGUGUUUUAUCGUUUCAGCAAGGUGGUAAUAAUAUAAUGGGAGAUGUAUCCUUACCUGAACUUAUGAAGAGCGAAAAUAAAGAUUUUAGUCUUACGAAUUCGUUAGGGGGGAAUAUAAAUUUUAACACACAAAAUAUAUCAUUAUUUAAGAAUUCACAAGGAGUAUUAACAACUAAAAAAGAUAUGAUAUCUGUUAUUCCAGAUGAAGAUACAUUAUGGAAUCGUAAUGUUAUGACAUUUGAAAAUAGGUUAAAUGCAAUUGAUGUAAAUAGUAAAUUUAAUUAUCACUAUUAUAUUCCUAGUAAAUUAAUGACUAAUGGGAAUUUUAGAAAUUUAAUGGAUUUUGCAAAAGGUUCUUAUAAAAAUAAACAAACAGUACUCCAUAAUAUUAUUAAUAAGAAAGUGAAAACAUCUUUUGAUAUAUCAUGCAUUGAUUUUGAAAAUCUGUAUGUCGAAAUAAAUGACAUAGAAUUAUCUACAUAUGAUUUAUGGAAAAAGGAAAAAAAAAAGUAUAUCUCAAAUGCCCUUUUUUCUAUUGAUCAGACAUCAUAUAUUUUCGAAACCAAAGAUAAUUGUAUAAAUUGUGUAAAUACAGUAACAGAUAAGAUAAUGAAAUUUUCGAAAUCAACAAUUACGACAUGCAAUGAUUAUAAUACUGAUAUGAAAUUAAAUGUUGUCUUAAAUGAAAUUAAUGACAAUUUUAUAAAUAACGAUGUAGAUGAUCAAAUAAAUUACACAGAAUGUAAAAAUGUAGAUAGUAAUAUAUGUCCAGAAAAUAUGGAAGAUAUACAGGAUUGUCAAUUACAACAGGGUUUAAGUUAUGCUAUAGACAAAUUUUAUAAUAUGGACUUUGAAGACAUAUGGCAAAAUGAAAAUGAAAACGUUUCGAAACAAGAUAGUAAGAAUGAUAACACGUCUAUUCUUCAACUUCACAGAAAUAUUUCUCAUGCUACUAGCUUAGGAAAUGUAAACAUCGAAAAUAUUUCAAAAUUUGUUGACGUUUCUAAAAUAAAGAAAAUUCUUUGCCAUAUUGUCAAGCCAAAAGAAAAGGAUAAGGAAAAUGAAAAUGAUAGGACUUGCAAUUCGGAGCAAACAACGGAUGUAGGAGAAAACGAUAAGAUUGUACCGUACAGUGAGGAAAAGACUACAACAUUUAAAGACAUUAUCAACGAGACAAAGUCAAAAUUAAACGAAUCAGAGGUGAAUGGAACUUCCAUUCACAUGCUUUUUGUAUGUCUGUUGUAUACAUGUAAUGAUCAGGAAUUACUUCUAGAAAAAAUGCCAAAUGACGAGGAUUUUUAUGUUCGAUAUGGUUUGCCUAUAGAAUACCACAUUAACACGGAUAGUACUUUAAUGCUGAAUAAUUGA
Plasmodium malariae is the source of this 2796-nucleotide messenger RNA. Its product is annotated as condensin complex subunit 2, putative. Gene Ontology annotation, biological process: mitotic chromosome condensation. Gene Ontology annotation, molecular function: chromatin binding. The record is from RefSeq and is a predicted model, not a curated record. The coding region runs from base 1 to 2796 and encodes 931 amino acids. Lineage: Eukaryota; Apicomplexa; Aconoidasida; Haemosporida; Plasmodiidae. Gene Ontology annotation, cellular component: condensin complex. The transcript has 4 exons.